AUGGAGGUUAUCCGCCCUUCUGUCCAUGCAGGAACGUGGUUUCCUGGCACAGCUUCUGAGCUUCGUGCUUCUGUUGAUUCAAUGUUAGAAGGAGCACCAACUGUACAAGGAACAGUCAAGGCUAUCGUUGUCCCGCAUGCGGCAUUUCAGUAUUCGGGUCCAACAGCAGCAGCAGCAUAUAAACAGAUGCUUUAUCUUCAACGUACAGUGAAGCGAGUUGUACUGCUGUCUACUUGGCAUGCGGAUGCUCCUUCUCUUCUUCUUCCUCCUGAGGAGUUUAGCGCCUUGGGUAGUCCAAUUGGUUCUUUACCUCUAGAUAGAGAAGCCCUGAGCGCUCUAUACUCUACGGGCCUUUAUGACACCGCUCCCGCGGAGCGGGAGAUUCGCGAGCACUCCGUCUCUGUACAGAUUCCUUUCUUAAAGAGAGUCUUGCCAGAAGGUGCUCUCCUGUUGCCUAUUUAUGUUGGGACAAUUGCUGAUGAGGAUAUGCCGAUGUAUGCGGAGUCGCUAGCUCCUUUCUUCAUGGAUCCCGAUUGGGUGUUGGCUAACGACACAUUCGUUGCUUGGUCUGCAUUGGAUCGCGAGGCAAUCAAUUGUGUGUUAAGCUUAAACCCCUCUUGUUUAGAGGAGCACGUACAAAGGACAGGAGAUACAAUCUGCGGUUAUGGCGCAUUACAUCUAUUUUUACGUGUAAAUAUAAAUAAAUUAAUAAAUUAA
Messenger RNA from Eimeria maxima, 717 nucleotides. RefSeq lists its product as hypothetical. Bases 1 to 717 code for a protein of 238 amino acids. The transcript is spliced from 11 exons. The record is from RefSeq and is a predicted model, not a curated record. Lineage: Eukaryota; Apicomplexa; Conoidasida; Eucoccidiorida; Eimeriidae.